Molecule: messenger RNA, 4782 nt
Organism: Ruditapes philippinarum (Manila clam)
Lineage: Eukaryota; Metazoa; Mollusca; Bivalvia; Venerida; Veneridae
Exons: 2
Coding region: 421-4590 (1389 amino acids)
Biological process (GO): DNA replication
Molecular function (GO): nucleotide binding; DNA-directed DNA polymerase activity; DNA binding
Source: RefSeq, a predicted model, not a curated record
CAAGGGGCGAAGGAUAGGCCACUUUUUUUGAGUAAAAAAAUGAAAUCACCCAAGCGUAACGACAGCGCGCCGCCAUAUUGGUGUAUAUCUAGCAGACGAAGUUUUUCCCAAUAAUCCGCCAUUUUAUAACUAUUUGUAUAAGGCACAACCAUUUGAUUUAAAGUUUAAAGAAACCGCCAUUCUUUAUUGACAUGUUUAAAUAAAACACAUAGCAGACGACGUUAUUUUUAAACUUUGGUAGUAUAAAGCAGACGACUUUUCCGUUGAUAGUCCUUUGCGGUCUCGUUUACAUUUUUUUUGAGAUAUUUAAAUCGUUUUCCAAUAAUUUACUAUCACUUUAGCUGUUUACAUCGAAAGAUACACAUCGGUACUCUAUUAUUUUAAAGCGAAAGCCAUUCAUACAGUCGUACAACAGUCAACAUGGCUUAUACCUGCGAACAGUGUGGAGCUAGUUUUACUAAACUAAGUCAGUUGCUCCGGCAUAGAAGAACAGAAAAUCAUUGGCAAAAAUUUACUUGCCCUAGCUGCAAGAAGUCUUUUAAUAGAAAACAGAACUUAGAUCGUCAUAUGAAGAAACAUGCCGACGAGAAUACCCAUCAUUGUCCAGAAUGUCUUAAAGUGUUUACAAGGAAAGAUGCGCUUGAUGAACAUUUUUCACAACAUGAAAAUCAAUCUGGCGGUGGAAUGAAAAGAACUCAUGGUGAUAACGAACAUAAUAGCACAGGAAAACGACAAAAAUUAACACCAAAGGAUAAUGCCUCGGAAUACUAUAAAAUGGAGAAAAUAAACGAAAGGCGAAUUGAAAAGUUCAACACCACGGCGUCUUACUAUAAGAUUAAAAUCAAGGACUUGGAAGUGAGAGAUCUACAAAAUAUUUUAAAAACACUGAAAGUAAUAUUUCAGUCUAUAUUGUCAACAAUUACAGAAAAUAUUCCAGCCAAUGAUUUAGUGAGGGUGUCCAUGGAUAAUCCAGAACUGGACUAUCCAAUUGUGUUGAGAUUUAUGCCAAGAUCAGCUCUUACUGUAGAUAGGCUUUUGUCGGAAAUAGAAAGGGUCCUGCAAUCAUACGAACAAUUUGUGGUUGAUGAGACAUUUGGUAUCGAACUGGUUCAUGUUUCAAACGUUACAGGCUCAGGAUACAGAAUGAAACCAACAGUAGACAUUACGCAAAUGUUACAGAACAAGAAAAGUGUAAUACAAAUAAAAAAUAAAGAUGAGCUAUGCUUAGCGAGAGCCUUAGUGACUGCCGUUGCCCGUGUUGAAAAACACCCGCAGUGGGACAAUAUUCGCCGAGGCCGUCAAAUACAACAAGACUUGGCCAUAGAACUUCACCAAAAAGCGGACGUGCCACUUGGUAAAUGCGGAAUAGAAGAAGUGAAAAAAUUCCAGGCGACCAUUUUGAACUAUCAGAUCCACGUAGUGUCUAAAGCACACUUCAACGCUAUCAUUUAUCAAGGACCGGAGGGAGGUGUACCUAUAUACAUUUACAAUCAUGAUGAUCAUUAUGACGUUAUAACUUCAAUGACAGGAUUUUUGAACAGAAACUUUUUUUGCCAGAAGUGUAAGAAAGGAUACCAAACCGAAGAACGUCAUAGGUGUAAUAACCCAUGUCAUUACUGCCGUAAGCUUCACGAAGAUGUGUCUGAAGACUGGCAAUUCUGUGAAACCUGCAACUGUAAAUUUGUAAAUCAAACUUGUUUUGAUCUGCACAAUAAGAAGACGGAAAAGGGAAAAUCAACUUGCGAAUUGUAUUACAGAUGUAAACAUUGCAGCCAACUUAUUAAUUGUUCAAAACAUAAACAUGACCAUAUUUGUGGUGAAAAAUAUUGCGACACAUGCAAAGACUUUGUUAGUGAGAAUCACUUAUGCUACAUGCAACCGGUUGAAGAUGAUGACACUCCAGCAGAAAAUGAUAUAAAGAAAGAAAAACAAACAAAAUAUAUUUUCUUUGAUCUCGAGUGCACACAGGAUAAACGUCUUGAAUGCCCUGCUGGUUACCUUCCUGGUGUUAACAAUACAUGUGUUAAUUGUAAAAAGUCCUGGUGUGGAUCUAUGGAACAUAGGGCAAAUUUAUGUGUAGCACACAGGGUUUGUAGUGCUUGCAUGCAUCUUGAAGUUACUUCUUCUUCAAAGUGUUCACAAUGUGGUCCCAAUGAAUGGGUGUUUUCAGGUUCAAAUACUAUCGAGUCAUUCUGUAAGUGGUUAUUCACUGUUGAAAAUAAGGGUGCCACAGUUCUUUGCCAUAAUUUCAAAGGGUAUGAUAGUUAUCCCAUCAUGAAUUUUUUGUAUGACAACGCCAUUCUGCCCGAGGUGAUAACAACAGGAUCAAAAUAUAUGUCCAUUGUAGUACCUAUCUUUCAAAUAAGAUUCAUUGAUUCUCUGAAUUUCAUUCCAAUGGCCCUUGCAAAUAUGCCUAAAGCUUUUGGAGAAACUGAACUGGCAAAAGGGUACUUUCCACAUCUAUUCAAUACGACAGAAAAUUACUCGGUAGAACUUGAUCAUCUGCCCGACAUUAAGUAUUAUAACCCCGACAGUAUGAAACCAGAAUCACGUCAAAAGUUUUUAGAAUGGUACGGUAUAAAUAGGCACACACCCUUCUCACUGCAGACAGAACUAUUGCGUUACUGUCAAUCUGAUGUUGAUAUUCUUAGAAAAUGUUGUCUUAAAUUCAGAACACUGUUCAAAGAACUCACUCAAACAUCGGAUAAUGAUGGAAUAGACCCAUUUGAGAAAUGCAUUACAAUAGCAUCAGCUUGUAAUCUUGUUUUUAGGAGUAUUUUCUUGAAUCAUGAAACUAUUGGUAUCAUCCCAUCUCAUGGUUACCGCCCCGAGGCCAAGCAGUCAAUCAUGGCUUAUCAAUGGUUAUCCUACCUUGCAUUUGAAAGGCAGAUAUAUAUCCAACAUGGCCGAAAUAAGGGGGAGAAACAAAUAGGACCCUAUAAAGUUGAUGGGUACUAUGAAACAGCUGAAGGUCAAAAAGUUGUUCUAGAAUUCCAUGGCGAUUUCUGGCAUGGCUGUCCGAAAUGUUUUUCUAAAAGCACAAUUAAUCGGGUUAAUGGAUUAUCCAUGUCUGAAUUAUACACAAACACCCUUGAUAAGCAAAAGUAUCUUGAAUCUGCAGGGUAUAUUUAUGAAUGUAUAUGGGAAUGUGAUUUCAGAAAGAAAUUAGAAUCCAAUCCUAUCAUGAAAAAGUACAUCGAAUCUUUGGAAAUUGUGCCGCCCUUAGAACCGAGAGAUGCCUUCCAUGGUGGACGCACUGAAGCAUUUAAAAUGUAUGCAGAGUCCACGGCUGAUACUCAUAUUAAGUACUUUGAUGUCACAUCUCUGUAUCCAUUCAUCAAUAAAACAGGGAAAGUACCCUUAGGCCAUCCAAAUAUAAUCACUGAAAACUUUGAGAAUUUAAGUAAUUAUGAAGGGUUAAUCAAAUGUAAGAUUCUACCGCCAAGAAAACUGUAUAUUCCUGUUUUACCAACUAAAUGUAACGGCAAACUUAUGUUCAGUCUCUGUCGUACUUGCAGUGAAACCUAUGAAAAUGGAAAAUGUCAACACGAUGACAAUGAAAGGGCCAUUACAGGCACUUGGGUUACUGAUGAAGUAAAAAUGGCUUUAUCACAGGGUUAUAGACUUUUAAAUGUUUACGAAGUAUGGCAUUUUGACGAAAUGGCUCAAUAUGACCCUCACACCAAAACGGGAGGGCUUUUUACUGAAUAUGUGAAUACUUUUUUGAAAGUCAAACAGGAAGCCAGUGGUUGGCCAGACUGGUGUAAAACAGAAACAGACCGACACAAAUACAUCCAAGAGUAUUUUGAUAAAGAAGGUAUUUUACUAGAUUAUGAUAAGAUUGAAGAAAAUCCUGGUCUGAGACUUUUAGCUAAAAUUAUUCUUAACUCUUUCUGGGGGAAAUUUGGACAACGUUCAAACCUUACGCAAACAACCUUUAUUGAUGAUCCCGUUCAGUUCAUUGAUAUGAUGACCUCAGACCAACAAGAAAUCAAGAACGUACGCUUCAUAAAUGAUGAAGCAGUCCAGUUAGACUGGGCAUAUAAUACUGAUUUCAUAGAAACAUCAGGUAGAACCAAUGUUGUUGUGGCUGCAUACACAACCGCUCAAGCCCGUUUGAAAUUGUAUAGUUAUUUACAAGCGCUUGGAGACAGAGUUCUGUAUUGUGACACUGAUUCUGUUGUGUUCACCUCUUCCCAGGGACAGUGGGAACCCGCUUUAGGGGACUUCCUCGGAGAUUUAACAGAUGAAGUUCCUAACAAUCAAAUAACUAAAUUUGUGACAGGGGGGCCUAAGAACUAUGCGUAUUGUUUAGAAAAGCCAAAUAAAAAAGGUCAAUCUUCCAUUUGUAAAGUACGGGGAAUUACGCUAAAUUUUAAGAAUUCACUGGACAUUAAUUUUGAUACACUGAAAGAUAUGGUAACGGGACAGAUGCAAAACCAAUGCGUUAAGGUUGUAGACAUAAAUAAAAUCGUUAGAAACAGAGAAAUGUGUCACAUCAUAACAAAGACAGAAAUAAAAGACUAUAAAAUUGUGUUUGACAAGAGAGUGAUCUCUGAAAACUACAAUUCGUUCCCUUACGGUUAUUAAUAAUGUAUUGAGAAUCACAAUAUUAAGUUUAUUAUUAGCGUAUUUACUUGAAAGUAUAUGCAUUGUAUUUAUGUAUUUUACAUUUGUUUCUUGCAUUAUCUAUGUUGUAAUAACUGUAAAUAAAAUACGUCUAAAGUCACAAAAUCUUGUUCUGUUUUUCAUGUUCGUUUUAUUUACCCCACAGACUGUAAG